Messenger RNA from Cladocopium goreaui, 3699 nucleotides. Lineage: Eukaryota; Dinophyceae; Suessiales; Symbiodiniaceae. The record is from the annotation of a GenBank genome assembly.
AUGACCACGCUUUUGGCUUGCCCGUUAGUGUACACGAAACCUUUUCGAUCCUUUGGCUUUGCGUCCUUCGGGUCCUUUGUGAAGCUCUUCAUAUUUCUUGCAACCGCUCCGAGUGCUGGUGCCGUCAACCACUUUGGCAUUCGUGCCCAAUCGCAGCGGGCUACUGAGAAGCUGGAGCAUGAGGUCCAAUGGGGCCCUUUGGGCGACAUUGCAUCUUCAGCGACCGAAGCGGUCACAAAUGCGGCAGAAUCUGCAGUCGACUCGAUGACAUCUUCUAUGGCUAGAGCUUUCCUAGGAGACAUGGCAGUGGACAGCUUCGACUUGCCGCCUCCGAGCAAAAGAGUUAUCAACCAGCAGGUGAUUGUGUGCAUUGUCGCCACCUUUGUAGUUGUUGCUGUGGGUCUCCUUCUUGAUGCGUUUAUGCCACCAGCGAAAUCCUCAACGCGACCCACCUACCUUUGCAUCGCCACUUUACUUGGAAGCUAUGGGCUUCUAGUACCAGGACUCAUCAGUAAUCUUUUCCAGUUCCUCCUUGGAGUGGAAUUGCUCGGCGCAAAGGUGCUCCUAACCCAGGUGAAUGGUGAAUACUCCGCGAUCACCGAGUCAACCGUGGGUUUGGUGCAUCUUCUCUUCGAGACUGGUGGCUGGAUAGGAGCUUUGCUGCUCAUCCUUUAUGCCAUGGUGGUGCCGGCAGUGAAGAUCGCAGCUCUGAUCUUGGGUGAAUUCUGGCGUGAGAAUUCGGACCCACGCAAAGUACACAAAGCCAAGAUGCUCAUUGAGGUCGUGCAAUUCAUCAGCAAGUGGGCAUGCCCAGAUAUGUUUGCCUACAUCCUUCUUUUAUACCUUUUCCGUCACUUGGAUGGUGCCGGUGGGGUGGUUGCAGCGCCAGCGCAGCUUGGGAUUGGCUUUGCUUGCUUUAGCAUCUUCUGCGUGUUUUCGACAUUCUCGGCCCUCAUGGUGCAGGUUCCAGUGACUCCGGAGGAGUUGGAUGAUGUGAGCCGUCCUUGGGUGCUACGUACGUUUGGUAAUGAGUCCCUCUUCAGCGUGGUAGCAGUUGCCUUCCUGGUGUUCAUGGGGGUGUUCAUUCUGGGUUUGUUUACGCCAACUAUGGCGAUGUUCCUGGACUCCAGCAUUCUGCUCAAGCCAACUGGGCCUCUUGAUGCCUCGAUGAAGCCUUUGAUAGAUUCGUUGCAUAUCGAAGAGCUUGUCAAUGCGGAGGUGACCAUUGCUGGAGCCACUCGAGCUCUUACCGGCUAUAUUUCUACUGGUGAGCUCAACGAUAUUUUCGCUGUGUUGAUGCUUUCCGUCUUCGUUGUCACGUUGCCAAUUGUAAACAUGCUUUGUCUUCUGCUGGCUUCGUGGAAGAUGUCAGACCCGGAAGCAGCAUGGAGAUUUAUCAAAGUCUCCAAAGUUCUGAAGCACAUUGAAAUGCUGGACGUUGCCAUUAUGGGCAUUAUCGUGGUCACCUGCGCUGGCACAGCUUACCACAAACAAGGCGUACUCUUCAGUGUCAUGUUGGGGCUUUGGGUGCUCUUGCUGGCGGAGGUUUUGCAUUAUGUGAUUCACUUCCAGAUUCUGCUAGACAUGCUCCAAAGCCUCCAAAGUGACUUGCCAGAGCGAGACAAAAGAGAGAUUGAAGUGCCAGCCAGCCAAGUCCUGGCAUUCAACGAAGCCCUCAGCAAGGUGCGAGACUUUGAGGAGACCUGGCAAAGCACGGCAGGUUCAGAUCACUCUGAAAAGCAAGACUCAGCAGAGGCGACCGAGGCUGAGGGCGCAACUGAGUCUGCCUCGCAGCGACGGGACCUGAAGGCUUUUGUGCAAAAGAUAUACUUCAAACUUUUGAGAGAAGGCGUCGAGCCGAAUGAAGCAGCUGCUCAAGCCAUUCUCCAGGUGCUGGGAAGUGCCAGGGGUGGGUCGAGUAGGAGCAGCAACAAGGCCAACAAGGGCAGGAACAGCAAGAAUGUGUUGCACCUGCACCUUUGGGCGGCCAACAGUGUUUGCCUGACCGAAUUGGGGCUGCGUAAUGACUUGCACGGUUGCCUUGCUGCCUCGUGCGCAGUCGACAAGAUGGCACAGAAAAACCACAGUGGUGCAUUUCAAGAGCCGCCUGUAGCAUGCUCAUGCCAUGCACAGCUAUUGGAAGAGGUUGGCAGAAACGGGCGCGAGCCCACAGCAGCGGACGGCUUCAUUGUGAGCUUCAUUGUGGACUACGCUGACCAGGCUGUGAAGGCCAGACCAGAGGGAUUUGCUCAGCUGCCGUUGCUGGCAGCUUUGGCGCGAAAACGCGAGGGAAGAAGUCAGGAAAAGGAAGGAAAGGACGCCUUGAAAGGCACCAAGAGCACAGAGACGAAAGAGGUCCAGAGGCAGGUUUUGGCGUAUUUGAGUCUCACUCCUGCAAUACCGGGAAAACAUGUGAAAACGGUGCUGCCAGCUCAUAUUGUUCUGAGCACGGGCGAUGCCUCCCCGACCUCCGCCGAGUCCACUGAGUUUCGGUCUGACAGCUCCGAAGCAUCGCUCAAGGAGGAGAUCCCAGCGAAGCCAACUGUGUACGACCCAAACCUGUGGUACAUCCAUGGCAACAGCUAUGAUUUGCAUGAAUUUGUUGACAAACAUCCUGGUGGGCGCAUGGCGCUUUUGACCGGUCGCGGCCGUGACUGUACUGCGCUUUUUGAGUCGUACCACCCCUGGAAUGACAAGCACCGCAAGAUUCUUCGUGCAUAUGGCGCAGCACCACCUCCUCCAGAUCCAUUUUAUGAGGAAAUCAAGGCAGGGAUCCGUGAAGCCUUCCCGGAAGGCUGCGGCAGCACCAAGAUGCGGCUGCAUGCAAAGAUCGGGUUGGCUGCAGCAUGGUCGUUCAUGAUGUGGCUCUUUUUUGUCGUAGCCACUCCACUUUCCAGUUUGCUUGCUGGGUGUUUGGUGGCGACAGUGGCCACUCGCAUGUCCCACGAGGGCGGGCAUUGGCAGGUCAGCCGCAAGGAGUGGGUGAACCGUUUGAGCCUUUUCCUUGGCUUCUUCAUUGUGGGUCCGUCGAUGUGCUGGUACUAUCAGCAUGUCGUGAGCCACCACGUUAGCACCAAUCAAGACAAGGAUGCGGAGAAGGAUGUGGAUGUGGAGUACAUUUGGAUUGCAGAUAAGCUUCCUGGUUGGAUGAAGGUUUUGUCAUUGCCUGGCAUCUUCAUUGGCACCGUUGUUGAGGUUGGAGUGAAGCGUAUGAUUGUGGACCUCUUGAUCCGUGGGCAUGUCGGUGGCCAUAAGGUCGACUACCGCCUGGGUGGGAUCCUCAUUGAGAUUCCGUUGUGGUGCUUCCUCCACUACAUGUUCGGACCAUCCAUGCUCUGCUAUGUGUGCAUGUGGCUCACUGCGGGUGCAAUCUUUGUUCCCUGCUCUCAAGUAGCUCACGUCAUUCUGUAUCCGGACUCUGACAAGCAUGAAUCCUGGGCCAAGAUGCAGAUCGCCGAGAGCGUGGACUUUGCCAGUGAGUCAGACUUUUGGUUCCACGUCGCAUUUGGCCUCACUACACAAAUUGAGCACCACUUGUUCCCUGGCAUCGGACAUCACUGCUAUGACACAUGCAGGAAGAUUACUCGGAAGGUGUGUGCCAAGCAUGGCGUGCACCAUUCGGAUGUUUCUGCCUCCGCAGCCUUCGGUGCUUUGUGGACGCGACUGGUGGCUGCAACUCCAGCAGCCUUGCUCAUGUGA